Messenger RNA from Linum tenue, 6203 nucleotides. Lineage: Eukaryota; Viridiplantae; Streptophyta; Magnoliopsida; Malpighiales; Linaceae. The record is from the annotation of a GenBank genome assembly.
GCUCUUCCCUCUCCUCCUCCCUUCCUUGUUUGCAAUUCCUCCUUCCCUUCUCUUCUCCUCUGUGGGUAGGUGCCUCCCCGCUUCUGUUCUGUCACUCACCCGCUCUCUUUUUAACUCACUCUUCCCUUCCCCUAGAUUUUGUCGCCGAUCGCUUCCCCUCUUUUCCGCCCUGGGCCGCCGGACACCGUCUCCGGUAUUCCCCUCCACUCCCAAAUACCACUAUCUCUCUCCACAUUCCUGUAGAAAUUUAUUCAACCGGAGCAAGUAAGUCGCUCCUCUGUUUCUUCUACUCAUUGUUUCCCUCUCUGUCUUUGUGUUUGUCCGCGCGCGGGGGAAUAGAAGGGAGUAUUAGCUGGUUUAUGCAUGUGAAUCCGAUUGGUUGAAUUUCUCCAUGGGGCACAAGAAGCGCGCUGCCGCUCCUCGCUCCAAGCACCAGCCUGUGGCUGCGGCGCCGGCAGAUGAAGCUGAGGUCUGUCCUGAUCCCAACAACAAUCUGUCGAUUGUGAAGAUCGAGCCAGCAAUAGGCUCUCUCGAACUCGACGGGGCCGGUUCCGUCUCGGUCGCCGGCUCAAUCAAGCUGGAAUGCGAGCGAGCCCUAACGUCGCUGCGGCGGGGGAACCACACCAAGGCGCUGCGGCUCAUGAAGGAGUCGUGUUCCCGGCACGGGGACUACUCCCCGCACUCCGCCCUAAUCUACCGGGUCCAAGGGACGGUUUGUAUGAAGAUGGCUUCGAUAAUUGACGACCCUAACGCCAAACAGAGGCAUUUGAGGAACGCCAUCGAUUCUGCCCGCAAGGCUGUGGAGCUGUCUCCCAACUCGAUUGAGUUCUCCCACUUCUAUGCUAAUUUGCUCUACGAGGUCGCUAAUGACGGGAAGGAGUAUGAGGAGGUGAUGAGGGAGUGUGAUAGGGCUUUGGAGAUACUGAAUCCUGUUGAUCCUGCCAAGGAGAGUUUGCAGGAAGAGAGUCAGCUCAAGAUAACCACAGCUGAGGCCAGGAUUGCUCAUGUGCAGGGUGAGCUGAGGAGCUUGAAACAGAAAUCCAGUAUUGCUUCCAUUUCCACUUGGAUGAAGAAUUUAGGGACAGGGGAGGAGAUUAGGCUGAUUCCUAUCCGACGUGCCAUGGAAGACCCCAUGGAAGUUAGGUUGGUGCAGACGAGACGGCCUAAUGAAAUUAAAAAAGCUACCAAGACUCCAGAGGAGCGAAGGAAAGAGAUUGAAGUUAGAGUUGCCGCUGCUAGACUCUUGCAGCAGAAAUCGGACACAUUGGGACAUAAUAACGGGGAGAGGAGUAACGAUAAGGCAGUAGAGUUAUCCUCUGGAAGUGAAAAGAGAGGAGAAAGGAGAAAGUAUGGGAUCAAUGCAAGAAGGAAUGGUACUAACACGGAAAGGAAGGACUCGGUACAUUCAUAUUGGAACUCAAUGAAGACAGACAUGAAGAAGAAUUUGUUGAAAGUUAAAAUAGGUGAUUUGCAGGGUUAUUUUGGUUCGUCAAAGGAUGGGUUAGCGAGUGAGGUCCUGAAUGAGGCACUAACGUUUGCAGAGGGGAGAACUGGAUGGAGGUUUUGGCUUUGUUGCAGGUGCAUUGACAAGUUCUCUACAGCAGAGAAACUUAUACAUCACGUUGUACAAGAGCACACGGGUAAUCUUGUGCCCAAGAUGCAGGCUGUCUUGCCUCAAAUUGUUGAAAAUGAGUGGAGUGAGAUGAUUAUCAAUUGUUCUUGGAAACCGUUGGACAUCACUUCUGCAGCUAGUAUGCUUGGAGAUCAAGGUAAAUGCCAGGAGGCAGAGCUUGUUCAGGACCUUUUCCUUGGAAACCAUGAUGGUGAGUGUGAUGAUUGCUUCAAGGAUGCAUGGGAUUCUUCUCCAGAGAAGGAAAUUUUGAGGGAUGGAUGUAGUGACAACAGCAGUGGAGGAAAGGAUACAGAUAGAAGUGCAGGUGCUGAGUGUAGAGAAUGUGAUGACAACCAAGGAUCUUUGGCAUAUCCUAUUGACAACUGGGCAUUAUCCGAGGACUCUGAGAGGGUGAAACUUCUUGAGAAAAUCCAUGCUGUAUUUGAAUCUCUUAUUAGUCACAAGUAUCUUGCCAUGAGCCAUCUUACCAAGGUGAUGCAACUUACGAUGGACGAGUUGCAAACCCUUCCUUCUGGUUCUCAACUUCUGAACCAUGGUUUAGACCGAACACCUAUGUUGAUUUGCUUUCUUGGAGCAUCCCAAUUGAGAAAGAUCCUGAAGUUCUUGCAGGAUCUGUCUCAUGCUUGUGGUCUGGGCAGAUAUUCGGAUUUAGGUAGCGCGAUGGAUGAUACAAAUGGCGAGGUUCACACAUAUGAGUCUAAAGAGGAUCUUGUUCUUAGUGUCGAUGGAACAUUUCUCUACUUGGACGAGAGUCUAUUGCCUUCUGAAUGUGCGCAGGAGAAUGGUACCACGAGCUCUGGUAAUCCUGAAAACUUGGUUCCACCUGAUACCGAUUCAUUAUUGACAUGGAUAUUUUUAGGUCCCUCUAGUAGUGAUCAACUGCAGUUAUGGAUACGAAGAAAGGAAGAAAAAAUACAACAAGGAAUGGACAUUGUUCAGACUCUUGAAAAGGAGUUUUACCAUUUGCAAAGCCUUUGUGAGAGGAAAUGUGAGCAUUUAAGCUAUGAGGAGGCAUUGCAAGGUCUCGAAGAUUUCCUUCUUGAAGAAGCUAAGAAGAGAGAGGAUAUGGCUCCGUCUGAAUUAGAAAGCUUCGAUUCGAUUCUUAGGAGGAGGAGAGAUGAUGCCGUUAAUAGUGCGAAUGAUGGACUGUUAAGUGACAGAAAGUACGAGUUAGAUAUUAUAUCAAGUGUGCUAAAAGAGGCAGAAACUUUGACAGUUAAUCAAUUUGGAUAUGAAGAUAAUUAUGGUAUGGCUUCUCAAUCAUGUGAUCUUGAAUCUGGUGAAAAUAGUGAUGGCAGAAGCAGAGACUAUAUCCAUCAAGUGGAUUCUUGCGUUGAAGUUGCUAUCCAGGGACAGAAAGAGCAGUUAUCUGUUGAGCUAAGCAAAAUAGACGCCCGUAUCAUGAGAAUUGUGACAGGGAUGCAGCAUUUAGAACGCAAACUUGAGCCUGUUUCUGCAUGUGACUAUCUGUCAAUACUAUUGCCUCUUGUGAAAUCUUAUUUGAGGGCUCAUUUAGAGGAUCUCGCGGAGAAAGAUGCCACAGAAAAGUCUGAUGCUGCCAGAGAAGCAUUUUUAGCGGAGCUUGCUCUAGAUUCUAAAAAAGCUGCCCGAGGAGGUAGUGAUACUUCAAGAAACCCACAUGAGAAGAAGGACAGGAAAAAGAGCAAAGAGUUGAAAAAGACAAAGGACUCUAAGACUUCUUUUGGCAAUGAGCUGCCGUUGCUUCAUGAUGAAACCAUUGAGCUGGACACUUUUCUACUCUCGCCAGACGAUGAUCCAGGUUCUGAGAUUCUUCCUUCUGCAAAUGGUGUGGACCUGAGACAGCAGGAGGAAGAAUUUCGUCGCAAAAUUGAGCUAGAGGAGGAGGAAAGAAAGCUGGAAGAGACUCUAGAGUUCCAACGGCGAAUUGAGAAUGAAGCAAAACUGAAGCACUUGGCUGGGCAGCAACAUAAGCGAGCUUCUAAGACAUUUCUAGAUAACCAUACUGAGACCCAGUUUGAUGUCUCCAAUGAGAAAGAAGCUAUUAAUGGCCAGAAUUCCUCGUUUCAGGAGCAGUUAGGAGAGGCAAAUGGCUUAUCUAGCAACAACGAAGUUGAACAAUUGACUGCUGGAAAUGCUUCCGGCUUGCUGAUUAAAUCUUCUCCAAUAUCUGCUUCUGAAGUUCUUAGUCAUGGGCGUAGUGGUCUCCCUAAUGGAGCUGCUACAGAAAAUGGUGUUCUAGGUUCUGAACGAAGGACGGGGAGGAGAGCUAGGCGACAGAAAACCUCUUCCAGAUCUGUUGAUAGCAAUUCUCAGCUUACAUCAGCUGAGAAAGAAAAUACACUUGUUGUGAGUGUUAAUCUGAAUUAUGGAGAUACGGGAACCAAGACAUUGAGACAGUUACAUGUGGAGGAAGAUUACGAGGAAAGAUUCCAGGAAGACCUUAGACAGGCUGUACAAAAAAGUCUGGAUGACAUACAAGUUCACCAGAACACGUCUUCCAUUCCAAACUUGAGAACGCCACCAAAGACAACUUUGGAGACGAGACCUUCAGAUGCCUUGCAAAAUGAGGUUGCAGUUGGAAAUGAGAAUGGAAUUGAUGUGUUUGGGACUGGCCUUCAGAAUGAUGUUGGUGAAUACAACUGCUUUCUGAAUGUAAUUAUACAGUCCUUAUGGCAUUUAAGGCGGUUUCGAUGUGAAUUCAUGAGGAGGUCGAUAUCAGAGCAUUUUCAUGUGGGAGACCCAUGUGUUGUUUGUGCAUUGUACGAUAUUUUUUCUGCUCUAAGCCAUGCAUCUAUAGAUGUCCGAAGAGAAGCUGUUGCUCCUACAUCCUUGAGGCUGGCUUUGAGCAACCUUUAUCCAGAUAGUCAUUUCUUCCAGGAGGCUCAGAUGAAUGACGCAUCUGAAGUGCUUGCUGUAAUAUUUGAUUGCCUUCAUCAAGCUUUUACAUCGGGAUCAAGCGUCUCUGAUUCCGAUUCAGUAGAAAGUAAUUCCAUGGGAUCUUGGGAUUGCACAAACAACAACUGCCUUGUCCACUCUAUAUUUGGCAUGGACGUAUUUGAAAGAAUGAAUUGCUACAGUUGUGGCUUGGAGUCUAGGCAUCUGAAGUAUACAUCUUUCUUUCAUAACAUAAAUGCCAGCUCUCUUAGAACAACCAAAGUGAUGUGUUCCGAAAGCUCCUUCGAUGAGGUCUUAAAUGUUGUAGAGAUGAAUCAUCAAUUAGCUUGUGAUCACGAGGCUGGUGGUUGUGGGAAACCCAACUACAUUCAUCAUAUUUUAUCAACUCCACCACAUGUCUUUACGGCAGUGUUGGGAUGGCAAAAUACAUGUGAAAGUGCUGAAGACAUAGCAGCCACUUUGGUGACUUUAAGUACAGAGAUUGAUAUUAGUGUCCUCUACCGCGGUUUGGAUCCAAAGAAUGUGCAUACCUUGGUUUCAGUGGUCUGCUAUUAUGGACAACAUUAUCAUUGCUUUGCAUACAGUCAUGAUUAUGAAAGGUGGAUUAUGUAUGACGAUAAAACUGUCAAGGUAAUCGGUGACUGGGCAGAUGUGCUUAGCAUGUGCGAGAGAGGGCAUUUACAACCUCAGGUUCUCUUCUAUGAAGCUGUGAACUAGUAAAAGCUAAGCAUGUUUUUACAGGUGGUGGAAAUUGUUAGUUUUUGCCUGCACCUCGAAACAUCGAAGCUUAAUCCUACUGUGAUUAUAUCUCGGUGAGGCAACUGUUAAUAGCUGAUACACCACCAUGACUUUUUAACUCAAGUACAGUGCGCACACGGACAGUAAUCGAUCCCUCCCCAGAGAAAAGGUUUCUAGUGGGAAGCAAAGUUUUGACUGAAUCAAACGGGGGAGGAGAAGGUGUGAUAUAAAACAAUCUCGAGAUUUUGUAUACAUAGCGAAGAGGUUAUUAGUGUUGGAAGAAGAGCGCGACUCGAAGGGAGAAGGAGAAUCAGUGUGUAUUGGAUUGGAGGUGAGAUAUUCUUUUUUGACCUUUCUUUAGACUAGAAAUGGAAAAGCAGUUCAUAGUAGAGAAGCUGAGGGAGGAAUGUAGUUCUUGUCGGUAUAGACUGUAGAAGGAAGGAGCAAUGGGGGGUCAUAUAUAUAUAUAUAUUUUGUGUCAGGGAAUCCAUUCGGAAUAAAGUGAAACAGUAAAUUAUUCCUAGCGGGUUGCCUGGCGGUGAAAUGAAAGAGGAAUGAGUCGUCUGCUGCCUGGAGGACCUUUGCAUAUAUAUAAAUUUCAAGUCCGGGGGGAAAUUUUCCAAGUGGUAUUGGUUAAGAGUUACGAUGUUGAUGAUCACGAUGAUUUACACAGACGUUAUGUAUCUUGAGAAAUUAUCAAUCAAUUUUUGGCCAGCCUUGUCUCCCUUGUGUUGGUUGUUUUUCCUGAUUUGUUGCUUUACCACACAAGUGAAAAAGGUUUUACAAGGGAGUUGAGCAGUUGCAUAAUCUUUCUUAUUAGAUGUGUGGGUAGCUCGAAUCUCCAAAUGUUCUGUAGUCAGCCAGCCAUUUGAUGCCCUGGUGAUGCUUGAGCAAGAAAGGAUAAGUUGGCUGUGUUGCGAUAUUAUUUAUUGAUGGGAUGAGGUAAUUUGAUGAG